Molecule: messenger RNA, 1198 nt
Organism: Asterias rubens (European starfish)
Lineage: Eukaryota; Metazoa; Echinodermata; Asteroidea; Forcipulatida; Asteriidae
Exons: 1
Coding region: 55-705 (216 amino acids)
Source: RefSeq, a predicted model, not a curated record
ACUUUAAGUGGACAGGGACGGUGGCCAUUAGCGGACAAUCCAAACUUGGCAAUCAUGGCGUCUGCCGUGACCUUCUGUGCAUACUAUGCCGUGCAGCUAACGAUACUCAUGACCUCUCUGAGCUUCCGUACUGUACACUCCGCCUUAACAGUAACCGUUGUUAACAUCACAGCGUAUAGCGCCACCAUACGGUGGGAAUUGGGCAUCCCGCAAUCCUCUAAUCUGACUGGAUUUAGUCUCACCAACUCAGGUGACUUUGCAAUGAACAUGAUUGAAGACAUUCACAAUGUUUCAUCGAGAAUGUACAGCCUGCCAGAUUUGGACGACUUGAGAGGCUACAACGCAUGCGUGGCGACCCUUGUCCCUGCACCGGAAGUACCGGAAGUUGGCUGUGCUCAGUUCUCAACACCUAUGGGUUCAACGACAUCUCUUGCCAUCGUAGCGGGCUUAUUCCUCCUUAUCUGCUUGGUGACGUUCGCCAUUUUGGAUUUCGUGGUCUCAAAGAGUCGAAACAGGGUGUUGGCCUACAAGCGAACGGAGCUCCUUGAGCAAGGCUGGCAGACCUUCCAGAGACACUCAAAGAAGAAAGGCAAGGCCCGAAAGAAGAAGAAUGCCUCUGGUAGACCCAUCUCUAGCGCCCCCUACGAUGAGCCAGAUGGUGAGGAGCCCCAACCAAUGGACGCAGAUUUGUCAAAUAAUAUUUAAGCAAACAAAUAUUGGCUCAACAAGUGUGUAAACAUAAACACUGAUACUUCUGUGCAAUGGUACUUCCAAAGCCAGAACUAAAAAGAGAAAGUUGCUUGCUGUAUGUUGCAUAAACAUGGAUAAAGAUGAUCAAAUUAAAAAUGCACGAGAAAAGGUCUGAGACAGCAAAAUGCAUUUUAGGCUGAGAUUUAAAAGUACUUUGGAACUUGUUAUUAAAAAGUUGUUUUAAGAUUUACCCAUUAUUAUCUUUUUACAGAGCGGCUUGAAAACUUUUCGUCACAUACAUUUUGGCUAAAUUUCGCUAUAGCUUCUGACUAAUACAUGUACACGCACACGAUUGUAUCUGAUACGCAGUGCAUGUUAUCAGUACUUGACACGGUUUAAUGGCUGCAUAAACAAACACAUUUAUUUAUAUCGUAUAGUUAGGUUAAAAUAGUAGAAAGUUUUUUGUAGUAAAAUAAAUUCAUACUCAUGAACAAUGACACAGAGACUA